GGUGGGCGGAGGUGGGCGGCACUUGCGGCCAGUAUGAAAAGCUAUGCCAACAAAAUGGGUCUCUUCCUGUUUUUUGUGAUCUACACAGCCGCAGGGGCCAAGAUAUUCCAGGUCCUGGAACAUCCAGCUGAGAUUCAAGCUCAGGGAGAUGCUGGGACCACCCUCUUGGAACAGCGAACACUCUUCAUGCAAUCCCUCAUCAACAUCAGCGCACACACGCACUUCGAAUACCAGGAGCGGGUGUCGAGGGAGCUGCGGCAGUACGAGGCUGCGGUGGAAGCUGCGGUGGAGGCUGGCGUGUCGCCCCUGGAGCCUGAGGUACCCCACUACCAGUGGAACUACAUCGAAAGUGUCUUCUUCGCCUCCACCGUCAUCACCACCAUAGGGUAUGGCAACAUGGCGCCAGUCACCGCCUGGGGCCGCUUCUUCUGCAUCCUCUACGGCUUCGUGGGCAUCCCCGUCACCCUCACCGUCAUUGCUGACUUGGGAACAAUAUUUGCAAACUUGGUGUCGACGCUCUCUAAGCACUUCGGAAUCCUCACCAUGAGCUGCGGCCCGAUUAAGGCGAGUAGGCUGCGAGCGAAGGGAGGGUCUCGCGGAAUGGUGGUACUUGGGGCGGUGGCGGCCCUACUUCUCUACAUCGCCGUCGGGGGAGCCAUCUUUAUCCUGUGGGAAGACUGGACUUUCUUCGAAGCCUUUUACUUCUGCUUCAUCACCAUGACCACCAUAGGUCUUGGUGAUCUCGUACCUGAGAGGACGGAGUUCAUGCUGGUGUGUACCCUGUACAUCCUGAUCGGCCUCGCCCUCACCUCCACCAUCAUAGAACUCGUCAGGAGACAGUACGCUGAAAGCUGGCAGCAGAUGAAGGAGCUGAGCGGACGCCUGGGGGAGCUGUCCGGACCUCUGGCAGAUCACUUGAGACGCCUUGGGGAACAGGCCGGAGAUAUCAACAUCGACGUUCACCUCAUGAAGGACCUAAAGGACCUUCGUAGUGCCAUUCAGCUGAGCACCAGACUAGAAGCCUUAUCGAAGUUGGAUCCUAAACUGACGAACGAUGCCAGGAUCGUCGAGCUCCUGAAGGCGCACCUCAACGGAGAGGACAGAGACGACUCCACCUUCCUGAGCCCCUUUGAGGACACCGGGCUCCUGCAGCCAUCAGUCAGAGAGAGAAAAGUCAUUCGGGUUGUCAUUUAUGAGACUUCCGUCUGAUCGACCUCCAGGGGGAGUCGACCAGAGUAUCACCCCGCUGCUCUGUCAUAUAGAAUUAAAUGUGAUUCAAUAUUGUAUGAUCCACUAAGAGUCAUGAUAUUUUAUUUCCGAGUUUUUAACGUUAAAGAAGAGGGAAGUGGGAGAAGUUUGAGACCAUUUAUUAGGUGAUCUGGACGUUUUCUGUAUGAUUGAUACUCAUGUAUGGGCAUUUCGCCAAGGCAAAAUUGCUUCCCGCG
This is a messenger RNA of Procambarus clarkii (red swamp crayfish), 1445 nucleotides long. RefSeq names its product potassium channel subfamily K member 15. Gene Ontology annotation, biological process: stabilization of membrane potential; potassium ion transmembrane transport. The record is from RefSeq and is a predicted model, not a curated record. Gene Ontology annotation, cellular component: plasma membrane. Gene Ontology annotation, molecular function: potassium ion leak channel activity; outward rectifier potassium channel activity. NCBI's taxonomy places the organism in Eukaryota, Metazoa, Arthropoda, Malacostraca, Decapoda, Cambaridae.